AUGCCCUAUUUAAAUAUUAGCGAAGAAUAUAAUGAAGAAUAUAAACUUGUAUUAGUUGUUAGAACAGACCUAAAAAUGGGUAAAGGAAAAGUGGCAUCACAAUGCUCGCAUGCAGCUAUUUCAUGUUACAAAAAACUUAUGUGCCAAAAUCCUAAGAUAAUCAAGUAUUGGGAAUUAUACGGACAACCAAAAAUCGUAUUGCAAGUAGAAACAAAAGCCGAAUUAGAAAAGUUACAUGCCCAUGCAAACUCAUUAGGUAUAAUCUCAUGUAUUAUUCAUGAUGCAGGUAGAACCCAAGUUGAACCGAAUUCAGUAACAGUAAUUGGUAUUGGUCCUGGACCAAAAUCAAUCAUUGACCAAAUUACGGGAUAUUUAAAAUUAUAUUAA
Molecule: messenger RNA, 387 nt
Organism: Pneumocystis murina B123
Lineage: Eukaryota; Fungi; Ascomycota; Pneumocystomycetes; Pneumocystales; Pneumocystaceae
Product: peptidyl-tRNA hydrolase
Exons: 3
Coding region: 1-387 (128 amino acids)
Cellular component (GO): mitochondrion; cytosol
Molecular function (GO): peptidyl-tRNA hydrolase activity
Source: RefSeq, a predicted model, not a curated record